UAUUUGUGUUCGAAUCGUUAUAUUUUGGAGGAAGAAAAAUCUUUGUUUUUCCUCGACUGGUUAUGUGGAAUGUAUCCAAUGUGGUGUUGCUAAUGGAAGAAGUGCAACUUAAGUUGAUAAUUCAAAAUGAAUAGCACCGUCGAAGCUGAGACCUCGGCGGAAGGACGUGGAAUACUAGACGCCACCAGUUACUCUCUGAGGGAUCUAUCCCGUACGAGCGAUACUGACCCCGAUGAGAGUAAUUUUCUCGACCAGAAUGUCCUGCAGCUUAUGGAUGAACCAUUUUCCCAGCUAGUCGAUGGAAUGCAGCUGCGAAAAAAUGACCGCUACAGCGGGUUCGACAACAACGCCGGAAGCAGUUGGAUUUAUCCGACCAACCUUCCGGUGCGAAAGUAUCAGUUCGCAAUAACGAAAGCUGCACUGUUUAAAAAUACGCUGGUAGUACUGCCAACUGGUUUGGGUAAAACAUUCAUAGCUGCUGUUGUGAUGUACAAUAUCUUACGUUGGUAUCCAAGGGGGAAGGUUAUAUUUAUGGCACCAACCAAGCCACUUGUGAAUCAACAAAUUGAGGCAUGCUACAAGAUCAUGGGUAUACCGAAGUCGGAUACAGCGGAAAUGACUGGGAAACAGAAGAAGUCAACCCGACCCGAAUUGUGGAAGAGCAAACGCGUCUUUUUCGUCACACCACAGGUGGUUCAAGCGGACAUACAUGCGCCGGGGCAACAUUUUCCCACCGAUGAGAUCAAACUGAUUGUGAUUGACGAAGCGCACAAGGCAAAAGGUCGCUACGCGUACACCGAGGUCGUAAAAGCAAUUGCUGAAACUAACAAAAAUUUCCGUAUACUAGCGCUUUCGGCCACUCCGGGGCGGACAUUGGAGGAUGUUGCGCAAGUGAUCCAGAACCUGAUGAUAGCUCACAUUGAAGUUCGCUGGGAGAACUCAAUCGAUGUUUCCCCCUAUUCGUUCAAGAAAAACAUACAGACAGUGGUGAUACCUUUGGGGGUGAAAAUCACCAAAAUUCGAGACGAAUACAUACAAAUUGUGGAUCCGUACGUGCGGCGACUGUUGGAUGCAAAUGCGAUCUCUGGCCGCAUAAGAUCACUUAGCAAGGGCUGGUUAAUCAUGGAGCAGAGGAGAUUCCGCGAGGCAAAUCUCAUUAACAAACAUCGUGACUAUGUGUCAAUCAACACGGACUUUAGUACCUGCAUUAGUCUCUAUCAUGCGUUGGAUUUAUUAACUCUGCAUGGAGUGCGAUCGUUCCUCAACUUUUUCGAGGAUGAAAACAAUCGGAAUCAGGAGAAAUACUUCGUGGCGAAAGAUCUCCGGCUGAAGGUCUUCCUGAAGGAACUGUGGGAAGAGUAUGGUCGUAAUCCUCUGGGGGUGUUCAAUGCGAUUGAGUCUAAGCCUGGAAGAGUUGCUGCGGAAGGGAACUUCAAUUUCGGCCAUCCAAAAUUUGACAUUCUCGCGCAGAAGUUGAAGGAUCAUUUUCAGAACAAUCCCGAUUCAAAGGUUAUCAUCUUUUGCGAGUUCCGUGAUUCCGUGGCAAUGAUUCAUCGAAUGCUCCAGCAAAAUAGGCCACUAAUUAAGCCCAAAUGUAUCGUAGGCCAGGGUGGAACAACCGGUGGGCUUCGAGCGGUCUCCCAGAAGGAACAAAUCGCCGCUAUGAAAGAUUUCCGCACGGGCGUCUGCAACACGCUGAUCGCAACCUGCGUGGCCGAAGAGGGAAUCGACAUUGGGUCGGUGGACCUUAUCAUCUGUUUCGAUACCACCAAGAAUCCGGUCAGAUUCGUGCAGCGUAUCGGACGAACUGGGAGACAGCGCACCGGGAAGGUGCUGAUGCUUGUCACCGAAGGACGGGAGCACGACACCUUGAAGGAGGUGAUGAGUUCGAAGGAUAAAACCAACCAGAAGCUGGCUAGAAGCAGGGAGAUUUUGAAUGUCCUCUACAGACACUCACCGAGGCUGGUACCGACGGAGUUCGACCCGAAAUGUGUGGAGACGUGGAUAACCAUCCCGGCGGAGGAGGAGGAGAGCGCAGAGCAAGUAACGGCGGCGGUGGCGAGUACAAGUCGUGAUGAGGGGGGGACAAGAAAACGUAAAACGGUUAACGAAUCACCGCCCGAGACGACGACGACGAUGCGGCAGAAUACUGGGAGAUCCCCGAAGUCGACACCGAAGAGGAAGAGAUGGCAAGGGGCACCCAUACCAGGCACCCAAGAUCUGAGAAACUUCUUCCGGAAAGUGGACGCGGAAUUAGACAGGGAAGAGCGAGGGGUUUUUGACACUUCAACCGGAUCCGUGGAUACUUCAUUGGACCCAAUUUCAACGGGUACUGUAACAAGGGGGCAGAAAGUGACGUUGGAAAAUGAAGCUAAUCCAUUGUUCGAACAUAUAGCUAAAAUCGAGGAAGGAAAAUAUAUAGAAGAUAAACAGGUACUUACCCAUAACGCGGAUGAUCUUCUUAACUCAAACAAUUGUAAUAAUUCACUGAAAAAGUUGCUCUUGAUGGCAAAUUUGGAACGUCUUAAUCGAACCUUGGAAAUAUGUGAUAUUUUGCAGGCGGUCAAUGAUGACAAGUGUGAAGACAUCGUUAUGCUGAACGAUCAAGGAGAGUGUGUCAAAUCCGAGGUUCGAGCUGUAGAGGUUAUGUUUGGGGGAAGAGACGCUUUGAAAAAACGAGUCGCAGAUGCUGAAGAGUAUCGUAGCAUUACAAAUGCACCACCCAGCAGCAAAAAUCAACGAUACACCCUGCGGAGAGACUACACGGCGGCGGAACGAAUGGCGGCAUUUGAUGAAGGAUUCGGCAAAUUCUGUGACCACGAGGAACAAAGCAAUAAACUUGGAGCAGCAGCCUAUCGAAUUCCCGUGCAAGCGGUUCCAUCGUCAGGAAGCCGUUCCAGCCUAUUCGAUUCGCAGUUGAACGUUCCAUCGAUCAUAGAACCCGAGGAAUCUUGGUAUCAACCUCAAAUGGGUAACUCGCAAUCGCGACCCUCGCAUACGACGUUUCUGAAACCGAAAAAAUCAAAACCUGACUACGCCAACAGCUCUAUUUUGAGAGCAUUCAACAUAUCUUCCAAAUCGGAUCAGCUCUCAUCACCAACAGUAACCCGUGUGGCUCAGCUCGAUGCCUGUGUGAGGUCAGAAUUCUGUGGACGAUUAGAUCUCGGGGACAGUUUUUAUGAAAUCAGUCCAAAACCUGCGGAAAACCGAGCCGGGGACAAAGAAAACUUUGCGAAACAAGCGGCCAAUGCGAGCAGAAGUUUAUUCGACUCCAGAGAACCAAGCCAGGAAAAGUCGGCUUUCCCAAUGAAACCCGAGGACACUCUAACCUCAAAAGAGAUCGCAAUGUUGGAAGCAAAUUUUAUUGAAGAGGAUUUUUCCCCUAUCAACCUUCCCCGAAAUCAAUCACCUCCUGCUGAUGCUGAAAUAGAGUACCAGAUUCCCAUUAGUCAAUUUCUUCGGGAAAAUUUUCCUGAAGAUAUAACACAGGAAAAGUUGACCGACGGAGGGAAGAGUCAGAAAAAGGAAGCAAGCGGUUCACUAGACCUGACCGACAUGUUUACUUAUGUUUCACCGGAUUCCACGAGCGGAGAUGUGGUUCCUGACUCCCAGGGAGAACAUACGAGUCAUAAAUGCGAAGCGAAACCGGAUGUUUUACCGGAUACCACUAGCGAUGAAGUAAUUCCUAAUUCCCAGGAAGAACCCUUGAGUCACAAAUUUAAACCGAAACCAUCACUUGAAAAGCUACACAUUGGAAACGUUGAUGACCUCUUUGCGGACAGCGACGACGAUCUGUUCUGUGACAUAAAAAGCCCAGAUCCUCACCGAAGCGCAUCAAUAAGGACUCAGCACAAAGAUCAAGUUGAACCUAUGCCAACCUACGCGGAAAAAUCGCCGGAAUUAUUGAGGAAAAAGCUAAAUUUCAACCGACUGCAUCUAGCCAAAGCGAGCGAUCAAGCCACCUCCACUCCAAUCGCGAAACAUCAUCCUCAUUGUUCUUAUUUCGUCGGUUCCCAUCGAAUCCCGCCGACGGAUGUGAAGGUGAAUUCACCAAUCGCCGAUAGCUUCGAGGAUCAAUCGCGCAUUGGCCCUCCCGCGAAACGGAGAGCCAUCAUCGAGGAUUCGGAAGAUGAUCAGGAAGAUGUGCUCAGCGUACAUUCGUUGUCGGCGAGUUCAUCAAUGGAGCCUUCACUAACGACUACCAGCAAAAAAAGUUGUCGCAGGAAGCGACGGAAACGUAACCACCAUGCUGGCUUCGUGUUGACGCAAGCCGUGGCCAGUGAUGAAGACGGAGAUGACGGCGAUGGCGACCAUGAUGAUGAUGAUGAGCUUUCGAAUAUGAUAGACGAUUCCGUUGUUGAUCACGGGCCAAUCGGGGAAGAUUCGGUUGACAUGAGAGCGAAGUACCUGCAAUCGGUGAGGAGUCCACCCAUCCGAGGCAUAUUUAAGAUCCCGUCUUCAUCCCAGGUGCGUUGUCUAAACCCAUUCGACAUCUACUCCCAGAUCCCGAUCCAUGAUCAGCAUUCCAUGUACGAGGAUAGUUCCUUCAUUGUCCAGGAAGACGAGGUCGAAGAAUCCGGCGACUCAAGCGAAUCGGACGAACUGGAACGUGCUGAAGCAAUACUGCGUCAGCGACGACGCGAGAAAAAACGCCAAGGGCAACAUGGCAACUCCAAUGCAAAGCAGCCCCGCAGGAGAAUUAUUUCGCUGGAUAGCUCCGAUAACUCCGACGAGGAACCAGAAGCAUUCCGGUAGGAGAUACAUUUGUUACCAAAAUGUUUUUUUUUGUUAUACGUUGUAGACUUUGUUUAUCAAUGUCUUACUUCAUGGGGAAGGAAAAUGAGAUUUAUGCGAGAAAGAGAAAAACAUGAUUAUUGCCAUAUUGUUGUUAAAACAAUUCAAUCUCUUGGAAUAAUUAUUUCAGUUCGAUGACAACCUUUCUCUCUACAUCUGUUCCGAUGUAUGAGUGGGCUUCACUUUAUGUGAGAAAUGAAAUUUCGAAAAUUUGAAUUUUAUGAAAACAAGAGAGAGAAAAACAAGGUGCUUACCAUAUUGUUGUUGUAACAUUUCAACCUCUUGGAAGAUUUAUUUCAAUUCGAUGAGUCCUUUUCUUUCCAUCUGUUCCGAUAUAUGUAUAAUCCGAGUCGCAGUUUUUUUCCCUCCAAUAAGGUAUCUGUUAUUUAUAUAUAUUUUUUUCCGAUCAAUCCUCAAUAAUAAUCUUUGAUUUCGUCUUCAGAAUUUUUCUUUUUUUUCUUUUCUUUUUUCUCGAGUGUUUUGGAAUUUUAUUCUUUUCGUCUCGAGAGAGAGAGAGAGAGACUAAACUAAACCACAUCUAACUGUUGCAUCUCGAAUCAUCCCUUAGUUUGCCUCUAGUUGCACUUUCCAGCUGCUGCGCCUAUUGAUUCAAUCUGAUUUGGUUGUUGAUUACUAGUUUUAUUUGGUUUGUUUGUUUUGUUUUGCUUUUCCGAGGGGUAAGAGAACUGCCUAUACUACUAUGUGUUGUGUUAUAGUGCUCUGCUCUUUCUGUUGUUAUUGAUUAGCUACUUUAUGUAUGCCCAGUUGGUUAUUGAGAUAAGUUUGUGUGAUUGGUUUUGCAUCAACUGUUUUCUGUCUGCUGUUAGAUGUUGUGUGUAUUUAUACAUAACGCUGACAUGUGGCGGCGAAAUGAAAAUUGGAUUCCACUAUACACAGAAAAAUAAAACUAGCAGGAUGGGAAUGGGUCGUGAUUGAUUCUGAAGCUAGGCGGUUGUGUUGGAUUGUUACAGGUUAAACACGUGCAGACCAGAUCCUAUUUCGUAUUUGGGUUGUUUUCUGAAAAUGACCUUCACUGUCGCGCACGUAUCUCUUCCGUUGUGUUCUAUUUUUACGACGCAAACAACAAAAACCUUGGUAUCCUUGUUGGUCAAUUCAGCGAGGGCGUUCGCGAAUCGUUCCAGUUAACCUCGAUGCUAGGCCACUUGGUUUGCAGACAGGUCAGCAUCGGAUCCGAUGGAUUGCACAUCCGCACGUCGCUCUCCAGCAGAAUGGCGUGCCCUUUGCUGUAGCGCACACGAUUGUCGCCGUUCGAGUUCGGUAUGCCGUUGUAGUGCAGCAGAUCGAACGUGUCGGGCAUCGAUUUCUUCUCCGUCGGGAAGAACUCGUACAUGAACUCGUUCAGCAGGAUGAUGCCGAGGCUCUCGGGGUCCAGCUUCCGGCGCAUCAGGUCCACACUGGAAGACACGGAAGAAAGUGUAACUGGUUAGUAUUAAUUAUGCUAUAUUUUAAGAAGCUGUUGGGAACAACCCGUUGAAAGUAAUAGGUACAGACAGAGAACCCUUUCACGCUUUCUCCUGGAGUAUAACUCAUAACUUUUAGGCCAUGAAAUGAGAACCCCUGCAGUGGAGUAUCUUCUCACGGAAUGUAAACAGACUGCAGUCUCGUAAGGUCUUGUAAACUCAUACGCUUCAGAAUAAAAGGUACGCCUGAUUGAGAAUCAUCUCGGGCAAGCAGUGAGAAAACGGUAAAAGAGAGAAUCUCAACUCCCUAAUAGUAAAGUCCAUAAAAUACCUUGGCGACUUCAGCAAUGCCCAGUAAGACUACUUUUACUUUUUUCAGUUGAUAUGAUUCAUUUAAAUAAAAAUGGAAUAAAGAGGCCAUAUCAAGAGGCGUAGCAUUUAAGUCCUUUGCUUCACUGUAUAAUUUAGAGCUGAUUAAAUAGCAGAAGUUUUCAAAAAGUUUAUAA
Messenger RNA from Toxorhynchites rutilus septentrionalis, 6721 nucleotides. RefSeq lists its product as uncharacterized. The coding region runs from base 127 to 4755 and encodes 1542 amino acids. NCBI's taxonomy places the organism in Eukaryota, Metazoa, Arthropoda, Insecta, Diptera, Culicidae. The transcript is spliced from 5 exons. Gene Ontology annotation, biological process: double-strand break repair via synthesis-dependent strand annealing; interstrand cross-link repair; replication fork reversal. The record is from RefSeq and is a predicted model, not a curated record. Gene Ontology annotation, molecular function: four-way junction helicase activity; four-way junction DNA binding; hydrolase activity.